GUUACGCUACGUUUGGUCUUUCUGAGCCACCGUACCUCAGCAGCGGUCUGUGUGUUUCUGUGCUGCGGAAAUGAAAAUAUUCCCCUGGAAUUCAUCACCAACAACCAGGAUAUUUAACUAAGAGCAAUGUUAAACUGCUGAAAGAGGUGAAGCAGAAGCCGUCCUGAAGAAUCUCCAGAACACACAGAAAUUGUUGCAUUUAACAGACAAAUGAAGCCAAGUCCCGACAUGGAGAAACAUCAGCACUUUGUCAAGAGUUUUACUAAACAGAGUAAUCUCAAAAAUCACCAGCGCAUUCACACAGGAGAGAAACCGUAUUACUGCUCAGACUGUGAGAAGAGUUUUACUAAACAGAGUCAUCUCAAAAUACACCAGCGCAUUCACACAGGAGAGAAACCGUAUUACUGCUCAGACUGUGGGAAGAGAUUUACUACAAAGAGUCAUCUCAAAGUCCACCAGCGCAUUCACACAGGACAGAAACCGUAUCACUGCUCAGACUGUGGGAAGAGAUUUACUCAACAGAGUGAUCUCAAAAUACACCAGCGCAUUCACACAGGAGAGAAACCGUAUUACUGCUCAGACUGUGGGAACAGUUUUAAUCAACUGGGGACUCUCAAACUGCAUCAGCGCAUUCACACAGGAGAGAAACCGUAUUACUGCUCAGACUGUGGGAAGUGUUUUACUCAACAGAGUAGUCUCAAAAAACACCAGCGCAUUCACACAGGAGAGAAACCGUAUCACUGUUUAUACUGUGGGAAGAGUUUUAAUCAACAGAGUCAUUUCAAAAUACACCAGCGCAUUCACACAGGAGAGAAACCGUAUCACUGCUCAGACUGUGGGAAGAGUUUUACUGAACAGGGUACUCUCAAAAAUCACCAGCGCAUUCACACAGGAGUGAAACCAUAUUACUGCUCAGAAUGUGGGAACAGUUUUACUCAACAGAGUCAUCUCAAUAAACACCAGCGCAUUCACACAGGAGAGAAAACUAUCCCAAAUUUGUCUCACGGCAAUUAAAAUCUUUUGGACAGAACACCUUAAUCCUACAUGUUCCACCAGAAACAAACAUUAACUGAUUUUUACAAUGGAUUUUUCAGGUUCAGCAAAAUGAAUCUUAUCCAGCAAUCAUGUUUAUUGAAUUCCAUGUUGUGUUUUCUCGUAUGUUUGAUAUUUCAGGACAUUCUUUGUGAGACAGAGCUCAGUUUUUAGGGUAGUUACUUUAAGAGUUCAGUUCUGGAGAAGGGAAGGUCAUUCGAAUGAGGGCACUGUCAAGGAUUCAAGGAGAUUUUAUUGUCAUUCGCAUCACAUGUGGUACAUGAGAUGGAACGAAAUUGUGAUCUCACGAUCCAGUUUAUACCCAAGAGCUGUUAUUAAAAUAGAUAUAUAGAUAAAUAAAGGAAUACAAUAAAAAUAGAAUAUACAUAAUAGAUAAGAUAAAUUCCCCCAAAAAAGAAAAAUAAAUAGAAGAGAAGACAUGUUGCAGCAACAUGAAGUCCAGAGUGCAAGUGUGCUAUAGCAGCAUGAUAAUGAAAUUAGAGCAGUAAAAGAUAAAGUGUCUCAGUGCGGCUAAAGUGACAGUGUUUGUAAACAGUAAUUGUCCUUGUGUGUCAGUGCAGUGUGUUGUUAGGUGGAGUUUGAGAGUCUUACAGCUUCCGGAAUGAAGCUGUUUCUCAGUCUUGUUGUUUUGCACUUGAUGCUCCGCAGCCUCCGGCCUGAGGGGAGUGGGACAAAAAGUGUGUGUGCUCAGGCAGGGAUGGGUCUUUGGAGCUUUGUGCAACGUUAGAUUUGUAGUCCGUGAUGCACUUGAUGCCCCUCCACAUGCUCUGUGGAUCCUGGGAGGAAAAGUGUCCCUGGAUUUUCUGAGCAUAUGCAGCUUUUGCCCUCUUAACUCCAACAGUCAGCUCUCUUCUGCGUUCAGCCAGGGCACAUCCUCCACACACUUGCUGAUGUACCCAAGAAUAGCAGAUGUGUAUUCCUCCAGAUCCAGCUCCCCCUCACACUCAGCAGCCUCCCUGAAGACCUGGCAAUCUGUGCAGCCGAAGCAGUCCUGCAGCACAGCGUCGCCGUCAUUGGGCCACACAGUGAUGGUCUUCUGUGUGGGUUUGCAGCGUUGCAGCGGGGGGUGGUAUGCAGGGACCAGCAUGAAGGAGAUGUGGUCGGAAAGCCCGAGGUGGGGGCAGGGGAAGGCUCUGUUGGUGUAAACACAGUCUAGCGUGUUAUUACCUCGCGUUGGCAUGUUCACGUGUUGUUCAGCGUGUUCUUCAGUUCUACGUGGUUAAAAUCGCCCGCUACCACGUAGAACACAUCCGGAUGCUUGUUCCGAAGCGAGCUAGUGUUGUCAUAAAGCUCCUUCAGCGCGUUGUUAGCAUUAGCAUCCGGUGCUAUUUAAACAGCAUUCACGAACACCACCGAAAACUCACGAGGCAGAUAGUGUGGGCGACACUCAGCUGUUCUGUGGCCUCGGAGCAGUGGCUGUUUACCAACACGCAGUUUGUGCACCAACCUUUGUUUAUGUAGACGCACAAGCCACCCCCCCCCCCC
Astyanax mexicanus (Mexican tetra) is the source of this 2538-nucleotide messenger RNA. RefSeq names its product zinc finger protein 239-like. The coding region runs from base 211 to 1014 and encodes 267 amino acids. The record is from RefSeq and is a predicted model, not a curated record. Gene Ontology annotation, biological process: regulation of transcription by RNA polymerase II. Gene Ontology annotation, molecular function: RNA polymerase II cis-regulatory region sequence-specific DNA binding; DNA-binding transcription factor activity, RNA polymerase II-specific. The transcript is spliced from 2 exons. Lineage: Eukaryota; Metazoa; Chordata; Actinopteri; Characiformes; Acestrorhamphidae.